Phytophthora infestans T30-4 is the source of this 192-nucleotide messenger RNA. RefSeq lists its product as uncharacterized. The record is from RefSeq and is a predicted model, not a curated record. The coding region runs from base 1 to 192 and encodes 63 amino acids. NCBI's taxonomy places the organism in Eukaryota, Oomycota, Peronosporomycetes, Peronosporales, Peronosporaceae. The transcript has 2 exons.
AUGGACCAAGCCGUGAAGCAUGAAAUGUCACACUUCGGUGGAGAGCGCAGGCCUAGAAACCGGAUCAAGCGCAACGUUUUCACGGUCCACAACCGCUCGUACAAGCCUGGUCACUAUGCUCCCACUGAGCAGACCAAGGAAGGUCCUGUGUGUUACCACUGCGAAAAGUCGGGUCAUUUCAAGUGCGACUGA